This is a messenger RNA of Miscanthus lutarioriparius, 1890 nucleotides long. The record is from the annotation of a GenBank genome assembly. Lineage: Eukaryota; Viridiplantae; Streptophyta; Magnoliopsida; Poales; Poaceae.
AUGUUCAGCAUAUCUGCAUAUGUUGUUUAUUUCCUGGAUUCACAUAUCCUUGGUGCACUAAGGAGUGGGUCUUCAGAUGCCCCGCAGAGGACAUCUCCAAGGACACCACGAGCAUCUCGUGUGGCAAAAACUGGAGGGAAUGAAAAUGAUUCUACAGGAGUUACCCCGACAAGAACACCUACGGAUAGGAGCCCAAAGGUCAUUGAGAGGCGGUCUCCACGAAGCCCAAUUACUGAGAAGAAGCGCCCCAGUAGGCUAUCUGAAUUGGAGUCCAAGGUCAGCCAGCUGCAGGAUGAACUGAAGAAGGCCAAGGAGCAACUUAGUUCAUCAGAGGCACGAAGGCGCCAUGUGCAGCAGGUAGCCGAGGAAGCAAAAAUGCAAGAGCAGGCUGCAACCUCGAAGCUGGAGGACUUGCAGCGCCAGCUUGACGAGUCCUCGGCUGCAGAGGAAUCCCGUCUCCAGGAACUGCGCAAGAUCUCACAGGAACGUGACCGUGCCUGGGAGUCAGAACUUGAGGCAGUACAGAAGCAGAAAUCAGUAGAUGCCGCAGCACUCAGCUCAGCCAUGUCCGAGAUUUCAAGGCUGAAGCAGCAGCUGGAGGCUUCAGCAGAGUCUGAAGCAGCCCGUGUGAAACAAUGCGAGUAUGUGGAAGCUGAGAUUGAGGGCUUAAAGCAGGAGAUGGAGAUCCGCCUAGCGACCAUCGAGGGCCUGAAGGUCAAUGUCAGUGAGAGUGACAAGGCCGCGGCUGAGGCAAAUGCCAUGGCAAAUGAGACUAAGCAGCAGCUGGAGACAGCAAAGGCUACCAUUGACUCACUUGUAGCUGAGGGUGUCCGCAUGCAAGAAUGCCUGAGGUCAAAGGACAUGGAGCUCAAUGACUCCAAGGUUCGCAUAGCAUCGCUCCAGGAAGAUCUGAAGAAGGCACAGGACAUGGCCAAUACUGAUGUAAGCUUUGGCAACCCUGAGCCUGAAUCUCUGAAGAAGGUGCUGAUGACCACUAGUGACGCCGAUGCCAAUGGGAGCUGUGAAAGUUCUGACCCAGAGAUUGAACAGUUGCGAACUGCUCUUGAGGUUGCUGAGAUCAGGUACCAGGAGCAGCAAACUCGGAUGACUGUCGAGACUAAAGGUUUGUACGAGAUACUGGAGAGUGUGAAGGCUGAGAGCGCCCGCAAACUGUGUGAGCUUAGGCUCGAGCUGAAGAGCAAGAACGAUGCACUCAUGGAGGCAAUGGCAGGAGCCUGUGCAGCGGGCAAAGCACAGCAGGAUCCUCACAGGUCAGACGUCAUGCAGCAGCCGGAGCUGGAGGCGAAGCUGAUGAAGUCGAUCACGGUCGUCGCGGAGCUGAAGGCGUGCCUGAUGGACAAGGAGAACGCGCUGCAGAGCCUAGCGGAGGAGAACGAGACCCUGAAGGCGCAGGCGGGCAGGACGGAGGCGGAGCUGCAGCACAAGUACGAGGCGGCAGUGGCGGAGCUGGAGCUGGCCAAGGCCGCGGAGCAGGACGUCCGGAUGCGGCUGGGGCUGGUGACCGAGGAGGCGGACAAGAGCAGCCGGCGCGCAGCGCGGGCCUCCGAGCAGCUGGAUGCGGCGCAGGCGGCCAGCGGGGAGAUGGAGGCGGAGCUGCGGCGCCUGCGCGUGCAGUCCGACCAGUGGCGCAAGGCCGCGGAGGCGGCCGCCGCCGUGCUCGGCGGGGGUGGGGAGAAGAACGGCAGCUGUGGGAGGACAGUGGAGAGGACCGGGUCGCUGGAGCCAGAAUACAACAACUCCAUCGGUGGGAAGCUGAUGAGUUCGCCGUUCUCGGACGAGGUGGACGAGGCGUCGCCAAAGCGGCGGAACAGCAGCGGCGGCGGCGUGCUAAGGAGGAUGAGCGGACUCUGGAAGAAGAGCCCCAAGUGA